Molecule: messenger RNA, 5457 nt
Organism: Esox lucius (northern pike)
Lineage: Eukaryota; Metazoa; Chordata; Actinopteri; Esociformes; Esocidae
Product: BTB/POZ domain-containing protein kctd15
Exons: 5
Coding region: 810-1604 (264 amino acids)
Biological process (GO): protein homooligomerization
Molecular function (GO): protein binding
Source: RefSeq, a predicted model, not a curated record
UGCAUGCAUGUCGAUAGACGUCAUUUGGUUUUAAUGGCCUACAGGAAAUUUGGCGUUACUACUGGAGACAUUAGGGAAGAGAGGACAGGGAAAAAAAUCGCCGCAUGAAAAGUAUCCAAGGAUAUCUAUUUUUAACAUAUUUUCUUUUAUUGACACUUUUAACAAGUUAGUGCGUCUUUAUAAUAGCUCUAUAAGUAUAUGACUAUAAAACGUGCCCUGUUUUACUUAUUUAACUGGAGAAUGGAAAUGUAUGCCUAGCUGGAAAUGCCUGCGGAAAUAUUACAUCAGACGAAAUGACAAUGAUUAAAAUCUGCUUUUUCCCUGCUCUAAAUCUAUUGAGCGACGUGACACUUGCCUGAUACCGAACAGCAUUUAACAGUUACCCCCCUGCAAACCAGAACUUCAAACCAUUACGGGGGUUGGUCUAUUUUUACUUUUGCCGGAAAAUACGAAAAAUCUAACAUUAAUGAUUACAUCUGGUUGUAGACAAAAAAAAUUGUAUCAGGGAGCGAGUAUCACGUUUUCGUUUUUAAAAUUUGCCUGAGUGCGAGUGGAGUUGAGCUAAUUGUAGCCUAAUCCUUGCCCCAGAGGCGUUUGGGCAGCCCGGAGCAAGAAUUCUUUUUUAGCUCUGCUCUGUUAUUUAGAGACAGGAUUAUUGGCUUUCUUCUACUCAUAACAGACCGGCAGAUUCAUUUAAACAAAAACGCAGUCAAGAAGCUCAAAUACGAAGCAGGAUUUGACCGACUCAAAUUCAUAUAGCCUAAGUGUAUACACAUAAGAAUCGAAAAGAGGAAGGAGAGCUCUUUUCUAUGUAUAAGGAAGGAAGAAGCAUGUCUCGCCUGUCUUUGACCCGGUCCCCGGUAUCUCCUAUGUCCACACAAGGAAUCCCUCUACCGGCUCAACUGACGAAGGCGAAUGCUCCGGUUCACAUUGACGUCGGAGGACACAUGUAUACUAGCAGCCUGGCUACUCUCACCAAAUAUCCAGACUCAAGAAUCAGCCGUCUGUUUAAUGGCACAGAGCCCAUUGUGCUGGACAGUCUGAAACAGCACUACUUCAUCGACAGGGAUGGGGAGAUUUUUCGCUUCAUUCUCAGCUUCCUCAGGACCUGCAAACUUCUCCUCCCAGAUGACUUUAAGGACUUCCACCUGCUGUAUGAGGAGGCUCGGUACUACCAGCUGUCUCCCAUGAUCAAGGAGCUGGAGCGCUGGAAGCAGGAGAGGGAGCAGCGCCGGACGGCCCAGCCCUGUGACUGCCUGGUGGUGCGGGUGACCCCUGACCUGGGGGAGAGGAUCGCACUCAGCGGGGAGAAGGUGCUCAUCGAGGAGAUCUUCCCCGAGACCGGAGACGUCAUGUGUAACUCGGUGAACGCUGGCUGGAACCAGGACCCCACGCAUGUUAUUCGUUUCCCCCUAAACGGCUACUGCAGGCUCAACUCUGUCCAGGUCCUAGAGCGCCUCUUCCAGAAGGGUUUCAGCGUGGCAGCGUCCUGUGGCGGUGGAGUUGACUCCUCCCAGUUCAGCGAGUAUGUGCUGUGUCGUGAGGACCGGCGGAGCAUGUCCAUGAACACCCCCAUCAGGAUAAAACAGGAGCCCCUGGACUAGAGCGGGACUCUGGGAGAGGAGAGGGACUUGCCACAAGUGGCCGUUCGCCCCCCUACUGGACAGAACUGAUUCAUUCCUAAUAUCCUCAGCCUCACACCCCAAAGCAAACCCAUCAAGAAACACCUAAGUAUUAGCAGACGCCCGAUUAACGUGCCAGCUCUGCGGAACUCAGUGAUCUAAGGGGAAUGUAGUAUCAAACUCAUAAAAGACAAGUAUUCGAUUCUGUUUAAUAAUAACGCCCAAAGAAAUACGAGACUCCGUGAUGAACAAAAAGACUGAAGCAGCAGCCUGAUCUCUUGAACCGUUUUAGUACCGUGACCGAUCUCUUUUUCCGCCAGUUGAAAGGCUCCCUGAACCCUGAGACGAGGUGCCCUGACCUCAGCGAGGGGACGGCCCCGCUCCAACCCCAGCUCAGGGCAGCACAUGGUGGUGUGUUGUCCAGUCCUGUACGUGUCGGUGUGAGGCCCAUGUGUUGUGUGCACUGGCCAGUACCGCUGAGUGGGGACAAGACAGGUCCUAUUUAGGGAGUUCUAUCCUGACAGGGCUGGCAGAGAGGAAGAGGACCAAGCACUAGAGAAAGGAAGUGACAGAGCCCAAACACAGUCGGUCACGCCAGCCCUGUGGCCAUCCACCCCACCUCUCUCUUACUGUAUAGUCAACAGCCGGGCCUCACGGCCAUUGGAGGCCAAGGCAGAACCAGCGUUGUUUGCCAAAUUGAUUGUUUUUCUUAUUUUCACUGUUGUUUAAAAAGUAAACUUUUUUCUGUUUUAUCACAACAUGGUGUAAAAUAAUUAUGAAUAGGAUUAUAUUGUAUGUUUUUUUCCCCUCCUAUAUGAAGGAUGUUUGAAUGUUGUAUUCAAAAGUCAUUAGGUUUGAAAGCUUGAGAGAGAGAGAGAGUUUCUUGGCACUGUCUAUAGAAACACUAUUAUGUCCUGAGGCUACAUGGCUAAAGCAGCAGUCUGGCUGGUAAUGCAUUCAGAGCUGGAGAUGGUCUCAUUGUUUAAAUGUGGCUGCAAGGAAACCUGAUUAUUUCAAAAUCUUUUUGAGAAUAAAUAUGUAGCAUGCAUUGGCAUUGCUGCAAUUAGCUGUAAAACAUAUCUUAAAACAUUCAAAUAACAUUCACAACGUGAGAGAGUAUAUAUUUAUUAAAAAGCUAAAAGGUAAAAGUAAAAUUAUCUGCAUUGUGAAACAAGAAAAAUCUGAAUUAAAUUGUAUAUGAAGGCUCUGAAUGUGUUGCCGAUUGGUUGUCAAAUGCCAGAAUGUUGAUGACUUGAAAACUAACAUGAACAUGAACUGAAAUAUGUCAGUAUAUCUUGAUUGUGAUGAGAUGUACUCUAAAUGCUUGAUAACUUUUGUUUGCACUUAUAACACAUCAUCUACUGCUUUCCUCCACAAAGUUACUAGUAUACAUCCUUAUAACUAUCAACAAAUCACCCCAUACAUUAUCUCAUACUGUUUUUUGACACAUUUACAUGUCGAGAGUCCAAAACAAUGUAACUAAUAGCAAACAUGGUGAUAAAGCUGAGGUGCCUAUUUGAUGAUUGUACAAAGUUUCAAAUUGUGUAUUCAUACAAUAACCCAAACAUAGAAGCCCCUAAUAUUUGUCUUGUUGAAUAUUGUUGGUGCAUCUAUCUGAGAUGACUCAAAGUUGGCAAAACCUUUACGGGUUCUUUCAUUAUUGUCACUUCACUUCUAUGGCAGGAUUAUUUCAAUGGCUGUUCACAUGGCUGUAGCUACUAAAAUUAACUGUAAGCUGAGCAUCAGAGCAUUGUUUACAGAAAAACAGAGUGGGAGGCACUUACUCCAUCCUGCUCUAAUUCAGUGGUUUGAUUCUCUAAAUAUCUGGAUCAAAGAGAGAAACAAGAAAGAAUGAGUACAAGUUUUCAUACUUUGUGUAUCUGUGUAACUUAGAUUCUGUUUCUUCCAUUUCUAAGGACUUGAGGCCCAUUCCGAUCUUGGUUCAGCACAGGCUAGUUAAUAUGAGCUUGGUUUGAAACCUCCCCUAUGGGGUGUUUUCAUUAAACAUUCUGAAAAUGCAUUAGAUGGUAUGGUACUCUAAUUUCAACCAACCAACUCUUCACUUGGCCCUAAUGUGUCGAGUGUCCACACUGUAGAUGUUCCCUGAUUAAAUAAGCCCCAGGACUUCUUCGAUCUUCAGUUCUUAAAGAUGCUUAGUUUAGCUCCAAGUAGUCCAGAAGACAGCGCAGACCUCCUGGGUGCCAAGGCUCCCUCCCAAUCAGGCUCCUCUUUGUUCUGACCUGCUACUGGCCUGGGCCCUUGUAUCCAGUCGCCUCAAAGGGAAUGGCCAACCAGGCUUUUCAUGUUGUGAAGGGAUGUCGAGCUUCAGAGCCCAGUACCAUCCAAGGCUCCAGGCUCCAGUAUUCUCGCAGCUCCUGAGCAGUGGCAGUAGUGACAUGGGUUGUGCCCCCCACUGCGUCAUCACAUUCCCAGACCCUUGUGUACAGAGCACUCUCCCACAGUACACUCCCUCCUUAUGUUACCCCCUCACUGCACUGCACCACACCAGGACAAACAAACUGAUGAGUCAAAACUUAAUAUAGAAACAAUCCCUGCCUGUUUUAUGUCCUCUGGUAGUUGUAGAUUCAACUCUCCAUUUCAAGGUAACGGUUCAGUUCUAAAUGACUCUGAAUCUUUAAGUUGCAGCAUUUAGCUAAUCUCCAUCUGUUAAUUUCCUUGUUGAUACAAGAGUGAAGUGAUUCACAAAUACCUCUUACAGGUGGCAGGUUCUUACAGAUACCUCAUCACAUCACCAAGCCAUUUCCUCUAACAUACUGUAGGUUUUCAAACAGACCAUUUACUUAGAGUAUUUUGUGGUCAGUAAGAUGAAAGUCCAUAAUAAACAAGUUCUACUAGGUUUAGGGAAAAUUAGAAAAUUCUGAAUUUGAACAGUGACAAAAAAUGUUACUUGAAAUGGCCUCACACACCAUGAAGCAGAAUUUAAAUGAAGUAUAAUUUCAACCAAAAUGUCAAAGAUGUAAAACUUUUUUGUUAGAUGUUAGAUGAUUUCCUUCCAUACUGGAGUGUUUAACAUGCAUUCUUGGAAUCUUUUUCCCCCAUGAUAUUAAGGGAAAUAUUCAUUACGAUAUAUAACCUGGAAAAUUAUCUUAGAUUUUCUCUAGGCCACUGUUUUUAAAUUAAAUGAUUCUAGAAAAAUGUUCAAACUCAUGGCAUGGUGUUUGUAACCAUACAUUAAGGCAAUUCAACUCUGGGCCUCGAGGGCCCUGUUUUCUGUUUCUACCUGCUACAUAAUUGUACUCAUCUUGUGUCUCAGGCAGGCCCAGAUCUAUUGGGGGGUGGGGUACCUCUGAUAGCCUCUGAAUAGCAGGAGAGGUUGUAAACCAAUAAGGGUUUCAGUUUCAAGGACCAAAGUUGAAUAGUCCAGCCAUACAUUAUGUUAGUAGGAACUUCGCUAUAGUAAAACAAAUAAUGUUAAAUAAGCCAUUUCAACUUGAAUUUCAUUGAAUUAAUCUCUACAUCUUUUAAGUGAAUUGCAGUUCGCAACUCAUUUCAGGAUGAACCCAACCCUGAGUCCUACCACUUGUCAAUGUUGUCUGGAGGUCAGUUGUACAGUUUUUUUGUAUAUUAAAUUGUUAGCAGGACUCUGCUUUUACUGGGCUUUUAUUGAGCUCUCGAUCGUGUUAUAAAAAGAGACCUCCCAAGUCCUCUCACUAACUACCAAACAAAAAGAAUGGAAAUCAUUUCAAAUUUGCGAGCAUUGUUUUGUACAUAUGGAUUAAAAACAUUUUAAAAGGGUAUACUAAAGGUGCAAAAUGUAUAUUAUUUAAAACGUUUUAAUAAUUAGACUGUGGUAUUAAAGGGCAUGUGUUCACUU